AUGGGCUUGUGGAACUCCUUUUUCGCACGCAGGAUGCCCUCGGUCAACUCUCUCCACGUCGAGGGUCGGCGAUUGCUCCCUACGUAUAGUACUGACUCGGUCUCUCCGGGCUUGCCAGCGAGAGAGGUCACAAAGGUUGCGCUUCGUCUCAAGUAUCAGAUUGAACAAGUCAUUCCUUGUGAGCUGGACGAAUCUAGCAUUACCAAUCCCAACAGCAGCAUCAUUACCAACGAUGUUAAACGCACCGCAGAAGCCGCUGGCGGAGAGGAGUACCGCUCCUGCGUUGUAUUUUGUCUCUUGGUGUGCUCAAGAUGGUUCAAACUCCAGGCUAUCGACGAACUCUGGGACGCUGGGCUUCUCCAAUGCCGAGCAAUUGCAUGCGAAGUCAUUGCCAAACAAAUAAUUGAAUCAGAGAAGGAUGAGAACUGGCUGAUGAAGGAAGCGCUGCUCAAACGCUACUCCAUUCUUCGCAAAGGUGAGGAAACAGAUCCCAUGAACGUCGUCGAACGUGCUGUGGAUAUGCAUGCCCUAAGAGUGCUCGGGUCGUCUGGAUACCAGAAAUGUAUCAAGUAUCUCUGGAGAGGCUGGUUUGUGCAAGAUGAUGAAGACCCUUCGCGGUUCAUCGAGUACGAAGACAAAGACAACACGGACUACUGGACACAUCUCAAUCCGGACAGAAUGAGGGUACCCAUGUACCAGAAUGUCCUCUUGAUCUUCUUCUCGCUUCUUUACUUGGGUCUCUACACUGCCGUUAUCAACACCGUGAAUCCUAGCGGAGACAUUGAUGUCGCAGAAGGUCUUUUAUACACAAUGACGCUUUCUUAUCUGUUGGACGAACUGAACAAAAUAAUGAAGAUCGGCAGAUACUACAUCGGUUUUUGGAACGUCUUCAAUUUCACUCUGUACACGCUCCUCGCGGUCUCAUUCGUCCUUCGCAUGGUUGCACUUGGGCAUUCGUCUAAUGUCGACGACACAGAACGCCAGCACUUCAAUCAGCUGAGUUAUGACUUCCUAGCAUUCGCGGCUCCCAUGUUUUGGAUGAGGUUACUAUUGUUCCUCGAUACCUAUAGAUUCUUCGGUGCAAUGCUAGUUGUUCUUAAAGUCAUGAUGAAAGAGAGUUUGAUCUUCUUUGCCCUGCUGUUUGUUGUUCUGGUUGGCUUUUUGCAGGCCUUUAUUGGAAUGGACAACACCGACUUUGACAUUCCUGUCACCGGAAAGAUCAUACAAGGAAUGGCCAAUACUAUCAUGCAGAGUCCGAAUUUCGAGGAUUUUGAGGGGUUUGCCCCGCCAUUCGGCAUCAUUCUCUACUACAUCUUUAACUUUGUUGUUAUGAUUAUCCUACUCAAUAUUCUUAUUGCGCUAUACAAUACCUCCUACGAGGAUAUCUCGGGCAACGCAGACGAUGAAUUCAUGGCCCUAUUUUCAGGAAGGACGCUUCAAUUUGUGCGAGCUCCGGAUGAGAACGUUUUCAUUCCACCUUUCAACUUGAUCGAAAUAUUUUGUCUGAUACUGCCAUUUGAAUGGUGGAUGAAACCCGCUAUCUAUGAGCGUCUCAACAACUAUGUUAUGGGCGUACUCUAUUCCCCCUUGCUUGUUAUUACCGCCUCCAUUGAAACACGCGAGGCACGUCGAAUUCAGUGGAAUCGGCAUUGUGGUGAGGCCGAUGACAACAUUCAUCAAGAGUGGGAAGAGCUCGCCGCCGAUGUGGACUUUGAUGCCACGGGCAGCGACGACUGGGGGAAAAUUGUGCACAAGACAAAGCCCAAUGUGGAGGUUCCCACGACGUUGCUCGAGAUCAGAGAACUCAAGGAUCAGGUCAGGGCUCUGACUGAGUCGAUUCGGGCUCUUGAGGCGAGACAGGAGCAAUCCGUCGUGAAUGGGGAGUUGGGCAAUGGCGCUACGUCCUAA
This is a messenger RNA of Talaromyces rugulosus, 1908 nucleotides long. RefSeq lists its product as uncharacterized. The record is from RefSeq and is a predicted model, not a curated record. The coding region runs from base 1 to 1908 and encodes 635 amino acids. Lineage: Eukaryota; Fungi; Ascomycota; Eurotiomycetes; Eurotiales; Trichocomaceae. The transcript is spliced from 5 exons.